CUAUUUGGUUUACCGGCACAAUCAAUACAUAUCUAUUUUAUUAUGGCUUCCUUAGGGUGUUAAGGUAAACUUCAAAGUGCGUGUUGGCUUAUAGGUACGCAUUAUUUGACAGUCGAACUAGAGUCUCGACGUUAAAAUGGAAGCCGUUUUAGAAGAAUUCUAUGCGCAGAUUGUUGACAAAUUAGAACGAGACGAGCUGAUACCGGCCUACAAGCGCACGCAAUACCGCGAGUAUGUUGCCAUCGUCGUGGAAGGUCUUUGUGGUCCAUGGUGUGGUCAAGAUAAACGAAAGGCAUGUGAAGCUGCAAUCUUGGGUGCCGUGACCCACCACAACCGCGCAGUAUGUGCCAACGGUUCCGUAUGUCCGUUGGGAAAACACCAUGACAUUUUAUAUGUAAUGGCUCGCCUUGCACUUGACGCCAAAGCUGGACCAGGCCCAGUUUCUACUCUUCUUAACGCCAUAUACAAGUGCGAAAAGACUCUUGAAAAAUUGUUCGAAGGCGCUGUAGUGGGCAGCAAAGUGGCUCGAAUGAUAAGCGGCAGACGGACAGAUUUCGGAGCGACAGCAGCCGAGAAUCGACAGGCGAUGGCUUUUUUCUUGGAUCGUGUGACUCGAACUCGUUUGCUCUUAGAUGGUCAGCGACCCGCUGAUGUCAAGAUGGGCUCGUACCGCGCGUCUCCAGUAGUGGUGGCUACAGCUGCUGGAGAUGUAGACGCCGUGGCGUUGCUGUUGAGAUAUGGCGCGGCAGACACGUCUGUCCGGGCGGCUAUCGCUUACCUGCGAGACACGGCCGAUACGCAUAGACCAUUGUCCGCUGGUAGCCGAUCUUGCUUAGAAAUCCUACGACGGGCGACUUUGUACGAAGAUAGUUACCAUAGUAAAUACUUAAAGGUUUUGCAACCACCGGCUUUAAUGCAUUUGGCCAGACACGUAGUUCGUCAUACGCUGUACGCUAACUUUAAUUUACCACACGGUAUACGACAAUUACCAAUACCACAGUCGUUGGUAUCCUAUUUAAAUCUUGAAUGUUGACGCUGUUUUACUAUUUACUACUGUUGAGCAAAAUACUACUCGCUGGAAUAACUUUACCGUUAAACAUUUAAUAGCUACCCAUUAGCAUAUUGUUUCAAUUAAACAAUAAUGGAGAUGUCAAGGCGUACGGGACCAUAUUAAUUAAAACACAUUAUUAGUUGAGAUAUUAUCAUCACUCAGUGUUAAGUGCAGCAUUAGAAUAAUAAAAAUCGGAUAUUCACAAAAAACAGGAUGUUUUCAAUUUUACGUCCUGAUUACAUAUACUACUAACUUGACACAGAAUAUUUUUAAAAUCUAUUUCGAAAAGUGUUCUGAUUCAACAAUAAGUUAUUUUAUUGGCUUAUAAUGUCUACAUUUGAACUAAGGAAACGGUUUUAAUGCAUUUAAUGUAUUUGGUACUCGUAAUUAUAUUUAUUGGCUUUCCAUUGUUUAUUUCGCCAAACGUUGUACUUUGUCAUAAAAAAAUCAUAAUAUUUAUUGCAUAUGACAAACAAAUGUUAUGAAAAUUAUGUAUGCGAUAAAAUGAAACCUAUUAAAAUUUAUGUCGCAAAUUUUGCGCAAUUAUGUUCCACAUAAUGUUAUGUGUCUCUAAAGGCGCCAUGUUUGUUGCUUAAUUUUUAAACUUGAAAAAUAUAGUAGAGAAAAUAAUAUAAACCAUAAUACAGGUAUAAAUAACACUAUUAUUUACACAGAAAUAAUAACAAAAUAUAUUGCAGAAUAUUAGCAUAAAGUUUUUAGUAUAUUUCAUAGUUAAGCUAUUCGAGUAAUCGAGAAAAUAAAUACUUUCAUAAGUGUUGUAUUCGUAUAUUACUAAAGAAUAAUUAAAAAUGAUUACUUUAUAACACUCGAGUGGAUUCAUUUCUGCUGCACUAAGUGCUAAACGAGAAAGUAUUUUGCAUAAAUUAUUGUGUAACUAAAAAAUGAUGAGUGCCUAUCAAAGUUUUUAAACAAUUCGUCAUUCAGAUACCGCCAACGAAUAAUAAAACAAUCAAGUAAUUGUUUUUUUAGAUACAAAGGAAGUUAAAAAUUUCACCUAUAUACAACGAUUUUGUCUUGCUUUGAAAAUUUCGAAUUGAACUGUUAAUUUCAUGUCUUAUUGCAAAAAUAUUCAACUCGUUUAAGUCAUUUUUGAAAUAACUUAAACGAUUUGAAUAACUUAAAAAACUCUUAAGUGUUCAUUCAAAAGUAAUGUCACCCUACUAUCACCAUUUAGAAAUAAACACCAUUAAAAAAGAAUAUUAAUUAUUUAGUAUUCUGCAUUUAAGAGAAACCUUUUUCUUAUAAUAUUUAUUAAUUUGUGAUCAGUCCCAAAAAAAUGAACUGUUAUUCAAGUAAAUGAAUAACAGACAAAAACGGCGAACAUUUUUUUGUAUUUGUAUUAUUAAAGCCAAUAAAAACAUUCUGUUUGUAUUUAUCUACUACAAGAAAUAUUAUGUAAUUUUCAACCAUAUUAAUCAUGAAAUUUUUAUUAAAAAUUAAUUUUUAAUUUGUAACAAUAAAAUUUAGCAUGGUCAAAAUGUUAUUUUAUUCCGGUAUUUUAGUUUCUAUAAGAAACUGUAUUAAAAAUUUCUAAAUAUAUUUUUGUUAAUAAACAAAGUUUCUAUAGUAAAAUUUCUCGAGAUUUUUUCGUAAAAAAACAAAAUCGUUUACAUUUUCUCUCAAAUUCAAACAUAAAAUAUUCUAAUGUCAAAAAAAAACAGCUUUUUAAGAGUUCAUUAAAAGGCGAUAUUUUUUAAAAUUAAACUUAAUAAAAAUAACCGACACCCAAAUGUAUAU
Molecule: messenger RNA, 2809 nt
Organism: Daktulosphaira vitifoliae (grape phylloxera)
Lineage: Eukaryota; Metazoa; Arthropoda; Insecta; Hemiptera; Phylloxeridae
Gene: stops
Exons: 2
Coding region: 137-1033 (298 amino acids)
Biological process (GO): intracellular signal transduction
Source: RefSeq, a predicted model, not a curated record